Messenger RNA from Dermacentor andersoni, 6450 nucleotides. Its product is annotated as transmembrane protein 80-like. Gene Ontology annotation, cellular component: ciliary transition zone. The record is from RefSeq and is a predicted model, not a curated record. Gene Ontology annotation, biological process: non-motile cilium assembly. Lineage: Eukaryota; Metazoa; Arthropoda; Arachnida; Ixodida; Ixodidae.
GCUGAAUUAGUACGCUCAUUUUGUUUACAGCAGCCUCGCAUCGUGCCUCGCACAUCGUGGCACGCAUGGCGAGCGCUCCGGACGGCGAUGAAAUCCUCUCAUCGUUGCCAUACCAAGUGCUGUUGGUGUUUGGCGGUUGGUUCUAUGUCCUGUUUGCAGCCGUGGAGCUGUUCCUGCUGCUUUUCAAAGGGCUGAGCUUUCCUUACCCAAGCGGCAACAUGGCCUCCGAGGUGUGCCUGCUGGCCUUCCUGACGGUCAUCGAGAGCGUCCGCAUCAGCCUAGGCAAGCGGGGAAACCUGACGGAACGCAGCCCAUGCCUGGCCCUCUCGGUGGUGCUGACGGUGCCGGCGGUACUCGGGGCACUCUACUUCCUGCUGUGGCAGACGUACGUGCUGCGGCUGGACUGGGUUCUGGCGGCAGGGCAGGUGGUGCUGCAGGCGCUUCAGACGCUGUUAGCCGUCACCACCAUGGUGGCCACCAAGUGAAGCCCUGUGUGUUCAAUGUUCCCUUUCACCAAGCGACCACUGCACUUUCCAGGAGCAGCCUUCUCAGUCGAUCAUUUUCCGAGAUGCCAUCCACUUUUGUGCGACACAGCACCGGAUUCGUUUGCAUCUAUGAGGAACAGUGUACCUCGCAUAGUGCCAGACACGCUGUCUUGGUGCCAGAAAUUCCGUUGCUCAGAGGCGCCGAUGCUUGCUGCUCGAGCUACAUGAAAGUGAUGGCAUCCCCGAAAGUGAUUGGCCAAUAAUGUCGCUCCAAUGCUUAUACUGGUGCACGCUCCAAGAGAAAGGAAAGUUCUUCAUUCUAAAAAAAGAUAGUUUGUACCCAUUGGGACUUAUCUUGUCCGCAAACAAUAAUCGGCAUCUAUCUUGCAUGCCUUUCCUUACAUUAAUAAGGCUGCGUACGCAGCACUUCUGCGUCACUAACAGCAUGCGCGUUAUCAGUGUGACAGCAUUCUUGAGGGGAGAGUAGUGAGUGUGGAGUUUUCAGGGAAAUGCUAACUGCACAGAUGACAUUUAUCGUUUGGGGACAGGAUAGGCCCCGGAGGGUGUAAGCUUUGCUUAGAGUGUGGAGGCAGGAUGCAAAACGAGUCCUUUUCUUUUCUUUUUUUUUUUUGUGCUCAAUCAAAAACUUGUUGGUAACUUCUGACUGAUUCAUGUUGAAGCAGCAGUAUCUCAAAGAAAGAGACACAAGAAUGUGGAUAGUGCAAAUGCUUAAACCGGACAAGCUUUAUUCCUCAGGAACUCGGGCGUACAGGAUGUCUAGGCAUGCCCUAGCCAAAGAUAUAAAAUAUUGUGGUGUGCUAUAGGAGAGGACGUUGCUAGAUUAAUUAAUCAAUUUCGCAAGUCUUAUACGUUUAGAGACAAAGUUCCGGUGCGAAAAAUGGCGAGCAUUCUUGGACAACGUCCGAUUCGGUAUUAUUACUAUUCAUGCCUAUUAUGCAAUUAUGUUUUACACGUCAUAGGGAAAACCCGCAAAAUAUGAAAAUACCGCGUUUGCAUGAAGUUGUAUUGCGCUCAAGCAUGUCAUACAUGAACAAACGUGCCACACGUCAACACACAACUGUGCCACCGAAGAGAGUCACAGCGCAGUAAGGCAGGUGUUGGUGUUGAAAUUCACACCACCAGUGGUGCCAAUUGCAUGGCCAAAAGCAACAAACAUGGAUGUUUACGACGGUGAAAGCAAAAUGAAGAACCUGAAAUUGUCACAGCCCCAUCACUUUCUCUGUGGUAGUGCGCUUGCUUGAAAGCACUGAUAGUUCAUACAUUGCACGAAUGUGCACUCACGCAGUUCUGCAGAAAUGUUCUUAUUUUUCAGGCCUCCUUUAUGACAGAAAUAAAUUAUGGUGCAAUAGGUACACAUCUGAGUACUUCUGAAUCAGGCAUUUCGUAAAGGACCCCUCACCAGGCCACAUAGCAAAUUUUGGUUAUAUGCUGGAAGUUCGUACUUGCCCCCCCCCCCCCCCCCCUGGGAGUCUUCUGCCUCAAGAAUAUAUCAAAUUAGUUUAUUAAUAGCACAGAUAGAAAUAUGUGAAGUGCAGCAAACCCAUGAUUUAAGGAGGCAAGCGUCAAUGUCAUCAUAGACCCUCUCUCCACUUGCCCCGCCUAGCCUCUGCAAGCAAAAUUCACUCCCUGCAUUCUCCCAUGCCAGAGCCGGAGGUUUGCGUGACGAAUACGUCACGGGCGCCGCCUUCGUUUUCUUUCUAUUUUAUCUCUUUCGUGUUUUGAGUGGCGCACUUCCGGCGACAGUUUGAUGUGUGAAUGGUUGUGUUUAUCUCGUUUUGCACAACGGACGAUUUUUCGCGCUGUGCACGAGAACACCUGAUUAACGGUGUGAGUCAGUGCCGCAGUCACGAGCACUGAGGCAGAUGUAAGAGGAUGAAAGAGCAUGGUCGCAGCGCUGGAACACAGUAGAAAACAACAUAGUUUCGGUGUCUGCUUGCGCGAUUGCACGACGUGGGAACAAGCAGACGAAAUCGAAGUACAUCUCUCAAGCUGCAGUGUGAAGUAAAACAAGAACACACAGACGUUUGCUUUGUAUGUUUUAUUAUUUCUCUAAACAUUAAUUUUUCUACUGAAGCAACAGAUUGAACGAAUAACUGAUGUUGCCUUGAGUAAUUCUCGAAGUCACAUGUCACUAUGACUGACAUCACAGCACUACCAUAUGGUACGUAGCCGAACUUGCGCGAUUGACGUCGACUCUUCGGCUGGGAGUGCAGAACCCACAAGGAAAAGAACAAACGGUGUUUGGUUUGAAAUUCCAGCUCUUUCCGUGGCGCGUAGGGUUGUAAUAUCUAGCUGACACAAUUGUUAGCGGUCAUUGUAUGCACUGCCCUUGUCAGCUCAAGAUGGCCUGACCUUUAAAAUGUCCUAUUCAGCCAGGUAGUUUGAGGGUUGUAGCCAGAGGUGGGAUAGAAUAAGUGUACAGAGUAAGUGACAUUUUCUUUUUUUUUUUUUUCAUAAUUUAGGCUUCACUGCUUUUUGCUUUCUUGUAAUACAUGGUACUAAAUCUACGCUCGCAAUGUCAAUUUUACGUUCUUGUGUCCAUUGUCUUUCACACGUUGCUGAAUCUACAUGUCGAACCUACUAGCCCAUCAACAUGCGCUGUUAUGACAGAUUGUUUAGGAGCGUGGACAAAACACAGCAUGAAUGAACAUGCAAUAUUAUCAGUGUUGCAGAGAUAGCCACAUAGAAAAGCCAGAACUAAGGCAUUUCGUAAGCUGUACAAAUGAAAACAAAAAUUUGAACUUCUUAGAUUCAAUUCUGGAUAGAGUGGUUUUAAUACUCUUGCAGACAUGGUGCAUUUUGAACCGACACUCCCAACUGUCUUGCAAUCAGCUGUUUCCCACGAGAAUACAAUUGAUUACAAGCAUGGCUUAUUUUGGCAAAUAAUGCUAUAAAAAGGAAAGCUUGCAUCAUUUGCCCUUUUGUUUACGCCUGUUUUGUCUCAGCCAUGGAACAGUGAGUUGCCAUCGCAAAUUUGCAGGUCUUCUUUUUUUAAACAAGACUGAUAGCAAGUGAUACUACAUGACAACACAGCUAAAUACAGCAAGCGUGCAUACAGAGUGCAACUAAGUGCCUCUAUUACUCUGAGAUGUGGCAUAAAUUUAUAGGUAAGCCCUGAAAAACUUGGAGUCAUGAUGUCCUUUCCAACACACUUUCCUACAUACAAAAAUUACAAGAAAUAAGCAUGGCACUAAUAUUUACGAGAGCUGUAAGAAUGGUGAUUCAGCCAACGUGGGAGUGAUGGUACUACAGUUUACACUCAAUAAUUUGACUUUGAUUAAUUGGACUUUUCGCGUAAUUCAAAUGUACUGGGAAGUCCUGGUGAGAAACCGUACAUUGGCUAUUGAAGGAAAACCCGUUUAGUCCCAACAUGAAAGCGUGUCGUUUUGAUUAAUUCAACCCUCAUCGGCACCCCCUCAGGCGCGUGCAGCGGUUACUAAAGAGAACAAAGCCGCAAGAAAUUCGGGAGACGGUGCAACUGCUUUUGUGCCUUUUGAGGAGUUUGUCAGUUCUGAGAAACAUUUUGAAGUUUGUGAGCCACUGACCAGGAGAUGACAUUGUCAUCAGCGUAACACUCUGACGCCAAGGCAACAUUUAAAUAUGUUGGUGCUGUUCGUGGUGUACUAGUUGAGACACUUGAAGAACAAGAUGCAACAAGACGUAACAGACUACAUUCAGUAAAAGGUCUGAAUUCGCUGUUGAAUUUGGGUUGCUGGCUUGCGCUUUCGGAUAAUUCAGCCAAAUCUUUCAGUCCCGUAAGGGUCGAAUUAAUGGGAGUCAUCUCUGACCUUCUGACCUCAAACAACUUUGUGACACUGAAAACUGAUAACGAUUGACAAGACGAUGUAUUAUAGGUACAAUUUGCAAUGACUAGGCAUGCGUGCAGAGCCUUAUAGCCUUCUGAGUCUAUGAAAAUGGGAGCACUUGGAUAUCAAAGAGGGUUUGCUGUUGGGCUAGUUGGUAAAUCUUAAUUUAGAGUAGAAAGCAGCACAAAGAACUGCACAACAAAGAGGGACAGACGCCUUCUUAGCAAUUGCUGCCAGCAAAGGACAAUAAAGACAUAAUUCCUGAAGCCACAAGCAUCAAGGUUAGACAAAUCAAUGUAGUGCUAACUAUUAUUGCCAGUUUAGCUGAAUAUUUGCAGCGCCAGAGUUCUCUCUAGUAAUUCCAGCAGAAAACGUUAUGCUUGCCAGUCACCCCAUUGGCGACCCUACACAGCCUUCCUUCACAAGCAGAUGCACUUAGCCAUUGAAUGGGAAAGGCACAUGAUGUAAUGGAGCAAUAUCAAAAUUUGCAUUACAAAACUUUUCAGAGUAAUGGUGUUGCUAACUGUAGAUUGUGUGCGCGUGUCACUUGUGCUCUCUCCUGUCACGGCAAUACAGAUUUGUGACAGGAUGCCUUGAAAAGCAGUGUUCUUCAAUGGCCUCAUUAAUUCGCAUAUCUUAUGUGUGUUUUGCAAAUAAUGAGCCAAGUUUAAAAGGUCCAGUCAGCGAAAAAAAAAGAUAUGUAUAAUGCAGUAAAAGUUCUAGGAAACUCAAAAUUGUCCGCAUGGGGGCUUUUCAUGCCAUUUAUGGAGUUGCACUAGAUUGCCUUCAGUUGCUCCGGUAGCUCAGCGGUGACGUCGUUCUGCUGCCGAGUGUGAGGUUGCGGGUUCGAUUCCAGACUUCGGCGGCCUCAUUUCCCCGAGGUUGAUAUGCAAAAUGCUCAUUUACUGAGAUGUAGGUGCACCCUAAAGAACCCCAGCAGAUCAAAACUAGUCCGUAGCCAUCCACCACAGCAUGUCUCAUAGCUGCUAUGUUGCUCUGGGACACCAUGAAUCAGUCAAUUUGUAGAUCGCCUUCAAGACUGCCUCUUUUAGGACAACUUCUUUGGUUAGCUGAACAUUUUGAGGGUCUUAGUUUAGACCUACGUUAAUUCAUUGCACUGCUGUGUUUUACCAAAAACUUCAACAUUUCGUAAGACAGGACAGAUCUCUUAAAGUCCAUUAGUGCCCUUUGUGAAGGUACUUUUGAGCAGGUCAUUUAUAACAGUAAGGAACGUUUAGAAAAAUAAUUUUUCGGUUUAAUUAUUGUCUAUCGUUGCUAUGUCUGAGCUGAUUUUAUGCAUCUCAACUGCGUGACGCCCCAGGCAAUACCGGCGUCGCACUCUAUGGGGUCACACGCCGGGCAUGUGGUCCUGCCCCCAACCUAUCUGUGUUAGUAUGUGACCUUCCUAACCCCUCUCCCCUCUUUUUACCCCUCACCGACCCUGCUCAAGUGGGUGCCUCCUCCCGAAAAAAUGUCUGCCUAUGCUACUGAAUACCAGUUAUAAUUGGUAAUUACUGUAAGUGGUAUAUUGUUGUUCGAAGGCUGCAGUGUUGUGUAGUGGAGUGUGCAUUGCACGCUGUUGUGGCUACACCAUCGCAAUUCACAGGUCUAUAGAUACGUGUCUCAUCACAGAGUCACAUUGUAACGAGUGUGCAAAUUUCAGCAUGUCACCACUGAUUCCACUGGUCAUCUAUCAUGAAAGGAGACCACAAAGUGCAAAGCUAAAUGAUCAAGGACUUCUAGGGGCUGUCAUUAUGAUCUCUAAGUUCAGUGUUCAUAUAGAAAAAGAAAAUAUUGCACUAUAAUGUAAAUCUUGCAUCAUAAUAUCUAGUCAUGCCUUUUUACUUGUUUAUAUAACUUGAUGUGAUAUUUACUUCAUAUUUUUUAUAUUAUAUAUAGGUGAAUUGGCCUUUGUCACCGAAGGCUUAUGUGUUUGUGAUGUCGGUCUGUUCAUACUCUUGUAGGCAUUUCUUAUUUAUUUUUGUUAGUUUAUUGCCUCAGAAUUUUGUGUCCUUUGUUAGGAACCUGUGAGCUUUAAAACUGCUUCUUGCACUUACCUGGGAAAUGGAAAGAGUGUACAAAGUGCUUAUUCACAUAAAAUUGUAUGUAUGAGUUUUAAAAUAAAAAGAUAUUUACUA